AUGAAGAACUACUCAAGUUCGGAAAUUCUGGAUGCUUUGGUGAAAUUGACAAAGGCAUAUCCGAUUGAGCCCACGCCUGAGGAUAGGGAGGAGCUUGCCAAAUUGGAUGAACAGCAAAAGAGGAGUGAGAGAGACAGUAAGCUGUCGCAAGAAGUCCGGGCGAAGGCGAAGAGGGAGCAGCAGCUGUUGGAGCAGGCGAGAGGGGAUGUUGCAGCGCAGUCCGCGUAG
Ramularia collo-cygni is the source of this 228-nucleotide messenger RNA. RefSeq lists its product as uncharacterized. The transcript has a single exon. The record is from RefSeq and is a predicted model, not a curated record. NCBI's taxonomy places the organism in Eukaryota, Fungi, Ascomycota, Dothideomycetes, Mycosphaerellales, Mycosphaerellaceae. Bases 1 to 228 code for a protein of 75 amino acids.